CUGCGCCGCCAGAGGCGCGCCCGUGGCAGAGCCCUGAGGAACAUGCCGGCGGCCGUCGCUCUUGCGCUAUGCUGCCUCGUGGCCGCAGCUGCUGCUACGCCCUACAGUAACUGCACGGACGGCGAGCCGCCUAUUCUCUCGUUGGACGUCCAGGGAUGCAAUGAGUCGCCCUGCCCAGUCGUCGCCGGCACCGAGAUCAUCGCCGACGUCCUGUUCGCAGUAGAGAAGGCCACGGAGUCGGUGUCGCCGCUGGUGGAGGCGGUGGUGUUCGGCGCCACGAUAACGUACGAAGUGCCGGAGACGGACGGCUGCAAGUCGCUGGUGCAGGCCGAGUGUCCGCUGGAGCACGGCGAGCACGUGACCUACCGCCUGCAGAUGUCGCUGCCCAAAGGAUUGCCUGGGUUGACUCUCCCCGUCCGUUUAACACUGAAAGAUGAUAAUGCAGAGCCGAUGGCAUGUUUCCAGAUUAGUGUCAAGGUUGUUACGAGCAGCGCUUAAUGGUAUGGCCGUACAGUCAACAUAACGAAGAAGAUAAGCGAUCUCAACAUUAGAAAACGUUCUGUCACAGCUUCGUUGCUGCCAGUUCUAUGACAUCGGAAGCAUGUAGAUAGUGUAUUUGUAUUAUUCAUUGUAUUUAUACCUAACUGUACUACUGAAAUAGUUUUUAACUUAAUAGUCCCACAA
Molecule: messenger RNA, 684 nt
Organism: Schistocerca piceifrons (Central American locust)
Lineage: Eukaryota; Metazoa; Arthropoda; Insecta; Orthoptera; Acrididae
Product: NPC intracellular cholesterol transporter 2-like
Exons: 5
Coding region: 43-498 (151 amino acids)
Biological process (GO): sterol transport
Molecular function (GO): sterol binding
Source: RefSeq, a predicted model, not a curated record